GGGCCACCGCGGGACGCCAGGUCCGGUCCGAAGAGGAGGGGCCGCGGCGCGGAGGGAAGUGGGCGGGAGCCGAGGGCCGAGUCGCCAAAGUCGCCGGCGGCCGUGGGGCGCCGGGCAGGUGGGAGCCCGCGCGGGCCGGGCCGGGAUGAGCAAUGGCAUCGGUCAAGGUGGCCGUGAGGGUCCGGCCCAUGAAUCGCAGGGAAAAGGACUUGGAAGCCAAAUGCAUUAUUCAUAUGGAGAAAAGCAAAACAACAAUCACAAACUUAAAGAUACCAGAAGGAGGGACUGGGGACUCAGGAAGAGAACGGACCAAGACCUUCACCUAUGACUUUUCUUUUUAUUCUGCUGAUACAAAAAGUCCAGAUUAUGUUUCACAAGAAAUGGUUUUCAAAACCCUCGGCACAGAUGUCGUGAAGUCUGCAUUUGAAGGUUAUAACGCUUGUGUCUUUGCAUAUGGGCAGACUGGAUCGGGAAAGUCUUACACUAUGAUGGGAGACUCUGGCGAUUCUGGCUUAAUACCUCGGAUCUGUGAAGGGCUCUUCAGUCGGAUAAAUGAAACCACCAGAUGGGAUGAAGCAUCUUUUCGAACUGAAGUCAGCUACUUAGAAAUUUAUAAUGAACGUGUGAGAGAUCUACUUAGGCGGAAGUCAUCUAAAACCUUCAAUUUAAGAGUCCGUGAGCAUCCAAAAGAAGGACCUUAUGUUGAGGAUUUAUCUAAACAUUUAGUACAGAAUUAUGGUGAUGUAGAAGAACUUAUGGAUGCGGGAAAUAUCAAUCGCACCACAGCAGCGACCGGGAUGAACGAUGUCAGCAGCAGGUCUCAUGCCAUCUUCACCAUCAAGUUCACUCAGGCGAAAUUUGAUUCUGAAAUGCCAUGUGAAACCGUGAGUAAGAUCCACUUAGUGGAUCUUGCCGGAAGUGAGCGUGCGGAUGCCACUGGGGCCACCGGGGUGAGACUGAAAGAAGGGGGCAAUAUUAACAAAUCUCUUGUGACUCUGGGGAACGUCAUUUCUGCCUUAGCCGAUUUAUCUCAGGAUGCAGUAAACCCUCUUGUAAAAAAGAAGCAAGUUUUUGUGCCUUACAGGGAUUCUGUUUUGACGUGGUUGUUAAAAGAUAGCCUUGGAGGAAACUCUAAAACUAUCAUGAUUGCCACCAUUUCACCUGCUGAUGUCAAUUAUGGAGAAACCCUAAGUACUCUUCGCUAUGCAAAUAGAGCCAAAAACAUCAUCAACAAGCCUACCAUUAAUGAGGACGCCAACGUCAAACUCAUCCGUGAGCUUCGAGCAGAAAUAGCUAGACUGAAAACGCUGCUUGCUCAAGGGAAUCAGAUUGCCCUCUUAGACUCUCCCACAGCCUUAAGUAUGGAGGAAAAACUUCAGCAGAAUGAAGCAAGAGUUCAAGAAUUGACCAAGGAAUGGACAAAUAAGUGGAAUGAAACCCAAAACAUUUUGAAAGAACAAACUCUAGCCCUUCGGAAAGAAGGGAUUGGAGUUGUUUUGGAUUCUGAGCUGCCCCAUUUGAUUGGCAUUGAUGAUGACCUUCUGAGUACUGGAAUCAUCUUAUAUCACUUGAAGGAAGGUCAGACAUAUGUUGGUAGAGAAGAUGCUUCAACAGAACAAGAUAUUGUUCUUCAUGGCCUUGACUUGGAGAGUGAGCACUGUAUCUUUGAAAAUGUCGGAGGGACAGUGACUCUCAUACCCCUGAGUGGGUCUCAGUGCUCUGUGAAUGGUGUUCAGAUCACCGAGGCCACACACCUAAAUCAAGGUGCCGUGAUACUCUUGGGAAGAACCAAUAUGUUUCGCUUUAAUCAUCCAAAGGAGGCUGCCAAGCUCAGGGAGAAGAGGAAGAGUGGCCUUCUGUCCUCCUUCAGCUUGUCCAUGACCGACCUCUCGAAGUCCUGUGAGAACCUCUCCGCGGUCAUGUUGUAUAACCCAGGUCUUUUCCCUAUAAAAGGACCCAUCUGUCUAAGACUUGAAUUUGAGAGGCAACAGCGUGAAGAACUUGAAAAAUUAGAAAGUAAAAGGAAACUCAUAGAAGAAAUGGAGCAAAAGCAAAAGUCCGAUAAGGCGGAACUGGAGCGGAUGCAGCAGGAGGUGGAGACGCAGCGCAAGGAGACGGAGAUCGUCCAGCUGCAGAUCCGCAAGCAGGAGGAGAGCCUGAAACGCCGCAGCUGCCACAUCGAGAGCAAGCUCAAGGAUCUGCUCGCCGAGAAGGAAAAGUUUGAAGAGGAGAGGCUGAGGGAGCAACAGGAAAUCGAGCUGCAGAAGAAGAAACAAGAGGAAGAGAGCUUUCUCCGUGUCAAAGAAGAACUCCAGCGGCUCCAGGAGCUCAACCACCAUGAGAAGGCCGAGAAGAUUCAGAUAUUUCAAGAACUGGACCGGCUCAAAAAGGAAAAGGAUGAACAGUAUGCCAAGCUUGAGUUGGAAAAGAAGAGACUGGAGGAGCAGGAAGAGGAGCAGGCCGUGCUAGUGGCGCAUCUGGAGGAGCAGCUCCGAGAGAAGCAGGCGAUGACCCGGCUGCUGCGGCCAGGCAGCGUGCAGCGGGUGCAGCAGGAGAGGAGAGAGCUGGAGGGCAUCCGCGAGUCCCUGCUGCGGGUGAAGGAAGCGCGGGCCGCAGGGGACGACGACAGCGAGGAGUUGGAGAGGGCUCAGCUGCACUUCUUAGAGUUCAAGAGAAGGCAGCUGGUCAAGCUAGCCAACCUGGAGAAGGACCUGCUUCAGCAGAAGGACCUCCUGAAGAAAGAAGUCGAAGAAGAACAGGACAUCCUAGAGCGUUUAAAAUCUGAAAAAGAAGAAGAAUUCAGGUUGUUGGGAAAAAAUGAUGGUGGUGUCAUAGAUGUCACCCAGGGGGCUCAAGAUUUAGAGAAAAUAAAGCCAGCGCAGUACAGGCUGCAAUAUAAAGAACGCCAGCUCCAGCACCUCCUGCAGAAUCAUUUGCUGACUCUGCUAGAAGAAAAGCAGAGAGCGUUUGAAAUCCUUGACAGAGGCCCUGUUGGCUUAGACAACACUCUCUACCAAGUGGAAAAAGAAAUGGAGGAAAAAGAAGAACAGCUGGCACAGUACCAAGCCAAUGCGAGCCAGCUGCAGAAGCUCCAAGCCACCUUCGAAUUCACUGCCAACAUCGCGCGUCAGGAAGAAAAAGUGAGGAGAAAGGAAAAGGAGAUCCUCGAAUCCCAGGAGAAGCAGCAGAGAGAGGCUCUGGAGCGCGCUGUGGCCAGGCUGGAGAGGAGGCACUCGGCCCUGCAGAGGCGCUCCACCCUGGGCGUGGAGAUCGAGGAGCAGAGGCAGAAGCUGGCCACUCUCAGCAGCAGCAGCAGCAGCAGCGAGCAGGCGGGGCUCCGGGCCAGCCUGGAUGCUGAGCAGGCAGCCCUGGAGAGGGACCAGGAGAGGUUAGAACAUGAAAUCCAGCAGUUGAAGCAGAAGAUCUGUGAGUUUGAUGGUGUUCAGAAAGGGCAUUGUGGGACCUUGGAGGAGAAAGCUGCUUCUUCCUGCUUGCCAUCCAGUGCUCAAAAAUCUCACCUUGUCCCUCUGAUGGACGCCAGGAUCAAUGCGUACAUUGAAGAAGAAGUCCAAAGACGUCUUCAGGAUUUGCAUCGUGUGAUUGGCAGUGACAGCAGUACAUCUGCAGAUCUGAUGAAGGAUGAUGAGAAACUUCACAAUGGCACCAUUCAACGUAAACUAAAAUAUGAGCGGAUGAUGUCUCGCUCUUUGGGAGCAAAUCCAGACGACCUGAAGGACCCAAUUAAAAUUAGUAUUCCUCGCUAUGUUCUCUGCGGGCAAGGGAAGGAUGAGCACUUCGAGUUUGAGGUCAAGAUUACUGUCCUAGAUGAGACAUGGACCGUAUUCAGGCGUUACAGUCGUUUUCGAGAAAUGCAUAAAACAUUGAAGUUAAAGUAUGCAGAGCUUGCUACCCUUGAAUUCCCUCCAAAGAAACUAUUUGGAAACAAGGAUGAACGCGUGAUUGCUGAGAGGCGAAGUCACUUAGAGAAAUACCUCAGGGACUUUUUCAGUGUGAUGCUUCAAUCUGCGACAUCUCCCCUACACAUCGACAAAGUGGGGCUGACUCUUUCGAAACACACCAUUUGUGAGUUCUCGCCGUUCUUCAAGAAAGGAGUCUUUGACUACAGCAGCCACGGGACCGGGUAGAGCUGGGGGUGACACAGGAACCACCAACGCAGUGCCUUCUCGUCGUUGCAGCAAGCCUCCCGUGCAGGGAAGCCUCCCGCGCGAGGUCUGGGCGUGCCUCCUCCUGCUGCAGGCAGACAUGCGGCAGCCAGCCUGGCGCGCCUCACGAGUUCCUUCCUAGUGCCUGAGUUUGGGACUGGGAUGCUUUGCUUGCUGAUGGUAACCCUGACAGGCAGCUGUUGCUGUUCCAUUGCGGUUGAAUGUGGCCUUUUCCCCAUAGGGCUUCCUUCUCAUUGCACAGCGGAGUCCAUCCCCUGUGGCAAGAUGGACGUGGCUUGAUAUCUUGGGCUCUCUCAGCCAAGCCAACCUGGAACCUCCCAAAGUGGGGGGCUUACCAGACCUCCCUUCAGUGACUUUCUUCUGGUUUCCUCUUUCACCAAAAUACACUCUUAUUUUUUGUAUUCCUUCCAUGUGGCUGGCUAUAUCCUAAGAAAAGCAUUUUAAAUUAUUUCAUCGUAUUUUUUCUUUUUCCCCGUGUUUGUCAGAACUUUUGUAUAAUACCUAAACACUGAUGUUUACACAGAAUUUCAUAUUCUGCAAAACGGAUUUUCGGUCCAAUCAUGACUGGAGUCUUCCCUGCUUGACACAUUGGAUGUAGGUGACAUCACUUAAAACGUCUGUAAAUCCAUACAGAUAGGAUGCUUGUUUAAUCUUGAAUAUUCAAGAAAAUUUUCCCAGAUGUAAAUGGCUACUGUGCAUUCUCCAGCUUUCUCUGCUAAGCACAAAAUGAGCGCAUAGCUGAAUGCAUAUUUUUAAACAUUAUUUUGUUCACAUUUUGAUUACAGAAUCUACUGGAUCUUUAGCUGAAAGACUAGAAUUUACAGUACCUUACUAAUGAUCCCUUAAAUUACUCAGGACUUAAUGUAGCACUGCACAUCCAUGUACAGUAAAACGGCUUUGUUUUACUAAAGAGAAAAAUGUGAGUGGAAAAAAUAUAUAUGUGGUAUAUAUUGAAAUGUAUAUAAUUCUACCUAUAGAUUUAUACAUGUACACACUCCUGUACAAUAGUAUCAAAAUAUAUAAUCAUUCACACCAAAUUUAUUAAAGGUAUUUGCUUUUUCAAAAUUGAAAUUGAGCUGCUAUUAAUAUUAAAUGAAGUUAUGGAAUCUA
This is a messenger RNA of Ceratotherium simum simum (southern white rhinoceros), 5294 nucleotides long. Lineage: Eukaryota; Metazoa; Chordata; Mammalia; Perissodactyla; Rhinocerotidae. The record is from RefSeq and is a predicted model, not a curated record.